Molecule: messenger RNA, 2847 nt
Organism: Scheffersomyces amazonensis
Lineage: Eukaryota; Fungi; Ascomycota; Pichiomycetes; Serinales; Debaryomycetaceae
Exons: 1
Coding region: 20-2671 (883 amino acids)
Biological process (GO): intracellular protein transport; endoplasmic reticulum to Golgi vesicle-mediated transport; COPII-coated vesicle cargo loading
Cellular component (GO): COPII vesicle coat; endoplasmic reticulum exit site
Molecular function (GO): GTPase activator activity; zinc ion binding
Source: RefSeq, a predicted model, not a curated record
CUCUUGAGCUCGCUAAGAGAUGGUUAUUAAUUAUAGUGAAGAUGAAGAUAGAGAUGGAGUGCAAUUCAAUUGGAAUUUGUUUCCUUCUACUCGGUUGGAGGCAUCACAAUUAUCAACUCCAUUAGGAUGUCUCUAUCAACCCCUUAGAAGUACUUCAACAUGUAUAACUGGACCCCCAGUUGUAUGUUCAACAUGCAAGAAUUUCAUCAGCCCAUUCAGUAGAAUUGAUCAAACAAUUAAUAUGUGGUGGUGUUCAAUGUGUGGAAAGAAAUCAUUUUUGCCGGAUCAUUUUGUUGCCCCAUCUGAAGGUCAACAAUGUCCAUCACAGUUGAAAAUUAAUUCUUCCAAUAUAGCAUAUGAAUUACCUGAAGACAUAGAUAACAAAGUAUCUGCAGGACUUCCUUUUACAUAUGUAUUUGUUAUUGAUGUAUAUAAACAUAUUGAUGAAUUAGAAGAAGAUGGUUUCACAAGUUUAAUUGACUCUAUCAUUCAAAGUAUAGAGAGAAUUCCUAAUGGUAGUUUGAUUGGAUUAGUGACAUUUGAAGAAUCUGUACAUGUUCAUCAAUGGGGAAGUUCCGAAACUUUUUCGUUUGAUAAAGAAUUUCUUUCUAAAAGUAUUAGUAAAAAGAGUAAAAAGCCUGAUUAUAAUGCAAUUUGGACUUCUUCCGUCAGUGAUGCAGUAAUUGAAAAGAUAGGACUUUCUAAGAAUUCACUUCUGUUUGACCAUAAAUCCAGUCCGUUAGUAAAACAUAAUAUUCUACAAGAAUUAAACGAAAGUUCAAAACUGAGAAUAAUAUCUCAAGUAAAAGGUUUAAAACCAAAAAUAUGUAAUUCAUACAAACCAAGUCGGUCAUCAGGUCUUGCACAUUAUAUCACUACAAUUCUUUUGUCGAGUUAUUCAUUCAAAGAUUUCAUUGGUAAAGUAAUCUUUGCUACUAGUGGACCAGGAACAAACUUCCCUGGUAUCAUUGUUAAUCCAGAACAAAAGGAAAUUAUACGGUCUCAUGCUGAUAUUGAAAAAUUGAAUGCUCCAAAUUUCUUAUCGAGCCUGAAGUUUUAUCAGACUUUGGGAUAUAUUGCCAGUGGUCAAACUUUAGAAAGAUCAUGGUCUAUAGCUAGUUCUGCAUCGGUGAAAACCACUGAUUAUGACAUUAAUCCAUCUAGUCCAAAGUGGUCGGUUGAUAUCUUUACUGGAUCUUUGGAUCAAACAGGAAUUUAUGAAAUGAGAGCAGUUUCAACUCAUACAAUGGGAAAGAUAUAUCUUUCUGAUUCCUUUAAAUCUAAUCAAUUUAAAAAAUCAUUUAUUAGUGCUAUAGAUAUUACUAAACUGUCAUAUAGGAAUAUCUUAACUAUACUGACAUCUCAAAAUCUUAAGAUAUCUAGAUUUAUAACUACAGGAGGUUAUGCCUUACCUUCUUCGUAUACUAAAAGAGGAGAGAAAUAUUUUGCAAGUUAUCAUGAGAAGAUAUCUGAUACACUUACUAAAUUUGACUCGGCUAUUCAGAAGAAGAAUUUUACAAAUCGAUGGCAAUUCAAUACUUUAUUAAAAGAUGAUACAAUUGCAUUAUUUUUAGAAAUGAAUACGGCUCGAUCAUCUAAAGAUAUUACAACCAACGAUACAAAAGAAGUAUUUAUUCAAUUUCAAUUGAAAUAUUGGGAUUUCACCAAAGGGAAAUGGAUAUUGAAAGUAACAACUGUUCAAAGACCAACUACUGUAUCAAUUAUAUUACAGAAGAGUGAUAUACUUAGGGAAAGAGAAAUUCUUCUCAGUUUUAAUCAAAGGUGUUGGACAAUUUUAUUGGCACGAUUACUUAUUCAGAAGAUUGAUACAACAUUAGGAUUUGGAGAAUUUGAUAAUUUGAUUGAAUUAAUGGAUGAAGUGUUAAUUAAAUUACUUUAUCAUUUUGGUGGUUUAUCUUUGAAAGUCAAUUCAAGUUCUGCAGACAGAUCGAACCCUUAUCUUAUACUUCAACAAAUUUAUGAAAUCAACGAAAACUUUAAGGAUUUGCCAUCAUAUAUUUAUAAUUUGAGAAGGAAUCCUCAAUUAAUAAGAAUUUUCAAUUCAAGUCCUGAUGAAACUGCGUAUUAUCACAGUUGGUUCUUAAGAAUGAAUGGCGAUAUUUCUAUUAAUGCUAUUCAACCAAAACUAUAUAAGUUGAUCAAUGAUAGUGAAGAAGAGAUACCAUUGAAUUCAAAUUGUUUGAGCUUACCUCCAAGGACAUUCUUACUUAUGAAUACAGUUUUCCAGAUAAUCAUAUAUUACAUUAGGGAUGCAGAAGCUUCCAAAUUGGAUUUACAUCAUUCACAAAAUGACCAUUUAGUAGAGACAAGAGAUAAUAGUAUUUUACCUGCCUUGACAUUUAUUGAAAGUCAUAUGACAAAGUAUAACUCAUUCAUUCCGAAAUACAUUGUAACUCAAACUAAUCAUUCUCAAAGUCGAUUCUUAAUUGCGAGAUUAAAUCCCAUUGAAAAAGAUGAACCUAAAUUUAGCCAAGCUAAUGUAGAUAAUAAGAUUAAUGAAGGAGGUAUAUUUCGAUUCUUUAAGAAAAAGGAUAAGAAAAAUAAUUCUACAAUUAGUUAUGAUUUACUUAUGACGGAUGAUAUGAGUCUUAAACAAUAUUAUGAUAUUCUAGUUCGUGCAAUUAAAGUAUAUAAAGUGGGACUGGAAUAGUACAAAAAUUAAAUAGAUUUAAUAAAAGUUAAUACAGUUUCAAUGAAAUCAUCGACUGCGGUUUCAUCUGAACCAGGACCAAUAUCAUGCGUAGCACCUUGUAAAAUUUUACUUAAAGGUGACCAGUAUUUAGGAUUAGUAGCAUCUUUCCAUGAAUCAAUUAAUUUUUGACGAUU